AUCCCAUUUACUCUCUGCAUUUGCAUUCAUUCAUAUUAUCUUAGACAAAUCUAAAAGCUCAUGUUUGAAGAAUCUGAUAUAACAUGUUAGAAAUGAUUAUUGCAGGAAGCAGGAAUUGUGAACAUAUUGAAGAUUAUAUAAGUGGAGCAAAAUCAGCAGAUACAAUAAGGCUUAGAAGAUAGCAAGAGAAUAGCAUGGCUCCAAGCUCAUUCAGAAAAGCCAUUGGGGCAGUGAAGGAUACAACAAGCAUAGGCCUAGCCAAAGUUGGAAGCAGCACCUCGCUUGCCGACCUUGACGUGGCAAUCGUGAAGGCGACGAGGCACAACGAAUACCCGGCCGAAGAGAAGUAUCUUAGGGAGAUCCUGAGCUUAACAUGUUACUCUCGCGUAUUCAUCAGUGCUUGUGUGAAUACCAUCUCAAGACGUCUGAGCAAGACUAGAAGUUGGACGGUGGCUUUGAAAAGUCUUGUGUUGAUUCAAAGACUGCUAGCAGAGGGUGAUCCUGCCUAUGAGCAGGAGAUAUUCUUCUCAACUCGCCGUGGGACUCGCCUUCUCAACAUGUCUGAUUUUCGCGACCACUCAAGAUCCGGUUCAUGGGACUUCUCUGCAUUUGUGCGCACCUACGCCCUGUAUCUAGAUGAAAGACUUGACUUCAAGAUGCAAAGCCGCCGUGGGAGGCACGGCAAAUUGAGUUUUGAUGAUGAUGUGGACAGGGACAGAGAAGUUGUUGUAAGAUCUACACCAGUUAAAGACAUGACACUGGAUAAACUUUACUACAAGAUGCAUCAUUUACAAUUGCUGCUUGAGAGAUUUUUAGCAUGUCGUCCCACAGGGGCAGCAAAGGACCACAGAAUUGUGAUAGUUGCUCUAUAUCCGAUUGUGAGGGAAAGUUUCCAACUGUAUUAUGAUAUAACAGAAAUAUUGGGUAUCUUCCUUGAUCGCUUCCCCGAAAUGGAGGCAGUGGAUUGUAGCAAGGUAUAUGACAUCUUCUGUCGUGUCGGAAAGCAAUUCGACGAGCUAGAUGUGUUUUAUAUCUGGAGCAAGAAUAUCGGAAUUGCACGUUUUUCUGAGUAUCCUGAGAUUGAAAAAAUCACGCCCAAGAAGCUAGAGAUAAUGGAAGAGUUCAUAAAAGGAAAGCUCGUAUUGCCACAGAACAACCAACAAGAAAAGAAGGAAGUUAAAGCCGCCAAGGAACCGGAACCAGAACCAGAAGAGGAUAUGAAUGCAAUCAAGGCACUACCACCACCAGAAGCAUCCAUUUCUGUGGCACCGGCAAAAGAGGAGCCAAAGAAAGAGCCAGAAGUAGAAAAACCUGUGCAAAUGGAAGCUAAUUUGUUGAAUUUAGGAGACGAAACGGUAACUUGUGAAGACCAGGGAGACAAACUGGCCUUGGCUUUGUUUGAUGGAGCUUUACCAGCAGCAACAGGUGCAACCCAAGCACUUCCAUGGCAUGCAUUCGACGAAGCAGAAGAUUGGGAGACAGCAUUGGUCCAAUCUGGUAGCAACUUAUCGAACCAGAAGCCUGCAUUGGGUGGUGGCUUUGAUACAUUAGUGUUGAAUGGCAUGUACCAACGAGCAGAAAUGACAACAACAAUGCAAGGACCUGGUUAUGGGGUGAGUGGAAGUGCUAGCAGUGUGGCACUUGGUUCAGCUGGAAGGCCUGCAGUGCUAGCAUUGCCAGCGCCACCAACACCGGGCAGUGGUUUGAGUUCCGGCAGUGUAGAUCCCUUUGCAGCCUCUCUAUCUAUGGCACCGCCGUCUUACGUGCAAAUGUCGGAGAUAGAGAAGAAACAGAAGUUGUUGCUUGAAGAGCAAUUAAUGUGGCAGCAAUUUGAAAUGGAUCGGAGCCAAGGACAAGCUGCAUUCUUGAAGCAGCAGCAUCAACAACAUAAUAAAAAUCCUUAUUUCGGAGGUUAUCCACAGAAUUAUGGCAAUUAUCAACGUUAAGUAGGUCAAAUUCCCUCACCUUUCUUAUUUGCUGUAGUAUAAAUAUUGUGUGCUGAUUAGAACAGUUGUUUGCGGGUUUUAUGUUUUAUUUCUACAUUUGGUGCUGGUUGCAUGUAAAUAUUGUACUAAUAUAAUUAGAACAGAUGUUUCCAUAUUUGGAGAUUUCAAAUAACUAACUAAUGCAGUAGUGGAUUAGUUC
Molecule: messenger RNA, 2145 nt
Organism: Arachis duranensis
Lineage: Eukaryota; Viridiplantae; Streptophyta; Magnoliopsida; Fabales; Fabaceae
Product: putative clathrin assembly protein At1g03050
Exons: 3
Coding region: 195-1946 (583 amino acids)
Biological process (GO): vesicle budding from membrane; clathrin coat assembly; clathrin-dependent endocytosis
Cellular component (GO): clathrin-coated pit; clathrin-coated vesicle
Molecular function (GO): clathrin heavy chain binding; phosphatidylinositol-4,5-bisphosphate binding; 1-phosphatidylinositol binding
Source: RefSeq, a predicted model, not a curated record